Messenger RNA from Lactuca virosa, 603 nucleotides. Lineage: Eukaryota; Viridiplantae; Streptophyta; Magnoliopsida; Asterales; Asteraceae. The record is from the annotation of a GenBank genome assembly.
AUGUCAGAAGUUCCAGCAAUCAUUGAUGGAGGAUUCAAGUUGUUUGAGAGUCAUGCUAUUCUUAUCUACCUAGCUUGUACAAAUCCUGGAGUCGCAGAUCACUGGUAUCCUGUUGAUAUAUUCAAAAGAACAAAGAUCCACUCUAUCUUAGACUGGCAUCAUUCCAAUCUCCGUCGUGGUGCAACUGGACUUGUAUACAAUACGAUACUAGCCCCUUUAUAUGGAUUACCUUCGAAUCCUAGAGCAGCUGAUGAGGCUAAGAAGAUACUUCCCAAAUCUUUGUCUAUAUUAGAGGACUUUUGGCUACAAGGACCCGGCCAAUUUCUGCUUGGAAACUCUGAACCAUCAAUAGCGGAUAUCAGCUUAGUAUGUGAAAUCAUGCAACUAGAGUUUCUAAGUGAGAAGGACUACCGUAGAAUAUUAAGUCCUUACAAGAAAGUUUUGCAGUGGAUUAAAGAUACAAAGAAUGCUACUGCGCCUUAUUUUGAUGAAAUCCAUAUGACUCUGUUUAAUGCUCAAAAAGGAAUCCGAGAGCAGAUGGUCACACAAUCAGUUAGUAUCCCCGAGGGUGGCAGCAAAAGUGAACUGUAUUCAGAGAUGUGA